GGUCAGGUGAGGUGCGCCGCCUUAUAAAAGCUCUCCGGAGGCAGGGUGUGAGCUGAGACGUCGUUCAGGGGGCAGGAUGGCACGACUACUCAACUUCUUGGUUUGGUCCAGCUUUUUGGUGGCUGCCCACGCUGCCACGCUGGGUGUGGUGCACACAGAAGGAGGAUUUGUUGAAGGAACCAGUAAGAAAAUUGGCAUAAUCUCUGCAGAUUAUAUUGAUAUUUUCAAGGGGAUUCCAUUUGGCGCUCCGACUAAAAUUCUGGAAAAACCUGAAAAGCAUCCCGGCUGGUCAGGAACUCUGAAAACCACCGAAUACAAACCUCGCUGCAUGCAGUACAACCUCCUCGGGAAUGACAUUCGUGGAGAAAUGGACUGUCUGUACCUGAAUAUUUGGGUCCCUCAGUCCCGCUCGUCAGUGUCAACCAAAUUACCCGUCAUGAUCUGGAUUUACGGGGGAGCGUUUCUACUUGGAGGCGGUCAAGGGGCCAACUUCUUGGACAAUUACCUGUAUGACGGGGAGGAGCUAGCCCUGCGAGGAAAAGUCAUUGUGGUGACCUUCAACUACCGUGUGGGGGCCCUGGGAUUCCUCAGCACCGGAGACGCCAACUUACCUGGAAACUAUGCUCUGUGGGAUCAGCAUUUCGCCAUUGCAUGGGUGAAGAGGAACAUUAUUGCCUUCGGAGGAGACCCCGAUAACAUCACCCUCUUUGGGGAGUCAGCUGGGGCCGCCAGUGUGUCCCUACAGACUCUGACUCCUUACAAUGUGGGAUUGAUCAAGCGGGCUAUCAGCCAGAGCGGGGUAGGACUGUGCCCAUGGGCUAUACAGCGAAAUCCUCUCGUGUGGUCCAAACAAGUGGCUUCAAAACUUGGAUGCCCUGUGAAUGACACUGCGGCCAUGGCGAAAUGCUUGAAACAGACUGACCCAAAAGCUGUCACCCUGGCUCUUCAACUGCAACUGACCAACCUAGACAACCCCUUGGUGCACUAUCUGCCCUUCACCCCCGUCAUCGAUGGAGACUUCAUUCCAGACGAGCCCAGAAAUCUCUUCGGCAAUGCUGCCAAUGUGGACUAUCUCGCUGGAGUCAACAACAUGGAUGGACAUCUUUUCGCCGGCAUUGAUUUACCAAACAUUAACAGACCCCUCCAAAGGGUGACAGCGGAGGAGGUGCAGAAGCUGGUGCAAUCGCUGACCAUUACUAACGACACUGCUGCCAUAGACAUGGCCUAUAACCUGUAUACACAGGCCUGGGGAACCAACCCCGAUCAGGAGAUCAUAAAGAAGACCGUGGUCGACCUGGAGACUGACUACAUCUUUCUGGUCCCAACUCAAGAAGCUCUAGCACUUCACUACCAGCAUGCUCAGAACGCCAAGACGUACAGCUAUCUGUUCUCUCAUCCCACACGUAUGCCCGUAUACCCGAGCUGGGUUGGAGCUGAUCACGCAGAUGACCUCCAGUACAUGUUUGGCAAACCAUUCAGAAAUCCAUUGGCCUACAGACCCCAGGACAGGGACGUCUCUGAGGCCAUGAUGGCUUACUGGACCAACUUUGCUGCAACUGGAGAUCCAAGCAAUGGAAACUCUAAGGUGCCCACUCCUUGGUUAGUCUACAACACCCUGAAUGGACAAUACCUGGAAUUCACCAAGAAGAUCACGAAUAAAUCCAUGAAACAGGACCUGCGCUCCCCUUACGUCAGGUUUUGGGUCACCACCUUCCGCAAUCUUCCCAACCCAUAACCGAAGAUCGGAGAUUGGGGGUUGUACACACAGUCUCCGCAGGGGGCGCUAUCAUGGGGCGGUUACUUGUCACCCAAGUGCUCCUUUAAACCUCCUGAUUUUUGUAUGACUGCUAUUCUGAAUUAAAAUGCACAUCUC
This is a messenger RNA of Bufo bufo (common toad), 1873 nucleotides long. Its product is annotated as bile salt-activated lipase-like. Gene Ontology annotation, biological process: presynaptic membrane assembly; chemical synaptic transmission; neuron cell-cell adhesion. Lineage: Eukaryota; Metazoa; Chordata; Amphibia; Anura; Bufonidae. Gene Ontology annotation, molecular function: neurexin family protein binding; sterol ester esterase activity; triacylglycerol lipase activity. The transcript is spliced from 11 exons. Gene Ontology annotation, cellular component: postsynaptic specialization membrane; cell surface; synapse. The record is from RefSeq and is a predicted model, not a curated record. Bases 77 to 1735 code for a protein of 552 amino acids.